Molecule: messenger RNA, 3053 nt
Organism: Arvicola amphibius (Eurasian water vole)
Lineage: Eukaryota; Metazoa; Chordata; Mammalia; Rodentia; Cricetidae
Gene: Krabd1
Product: KRAB box domain containing 1
Exons: 6
Coding region: 549-902 (117 amino acids)
Biological process (GO): regulation of DNA-templated transcription
Source: RefSeq, a predicted model, not a curated record
UCCAUCACCCUUGGACCUUGCUCUGUGCUGUGAAAUGUGUGGUAAAUAGCUCCUGGUUAUCUGGCACCUGGGAGAAGACGGUAUUCCAGCCUCACACGUGACACGGCAGAGCCUGGGGCUGAUGAGAAAGACUGUGGCCAUAGGUUCCGUGUGGCGCUCAGACCCGACAUGCUGUCUGCACGGUUGCCUCGAGCCCACCCCGCGGAUGCUCACACUCUCGGUCACUCACACACCAGUUUGUUUUCUAGCUCUUCUACUAAAUACUGAAGAAGUGAACACUUAGCUUCCUGUUCCUGCCCCAUGCCUGCCUGAUGUUGUCAAGUCUCCCUACCCUGACGGAAUUCCAUCGCUCUGGAACUGUCUGGAAAAGAGGGAAACGGCCUUGCGAGGGUGGGCAAGCUCUGUAGAGCUGGAAGACGCCAGAGUCUCCACGAGGAUGACGAGCCAGGCUUAAGCUCCGAGGUCCAGGGGAUUAAGGAUGCUUUCUCCCGCCUCCCGGGUCCUCCGGCUGCCUAGAGAGACCAGCAGGUGAUUGGCCGGGCGGCUUGAUGUCGCAUUUCCGGGCUCCAUCUUUAAAACCCAAGGGUGCAGCUGGGGGAGAUCAGUCCGUGUGGUGUCGUCCACGUCCACGUGCUCAGGGUGGCGGCCUAAACCUCGGACUAGAAGAAUUUAUGAUGGAAAAUAUCUCUGUACAACCAGAGCCUAAGAUUUUUGAAGACAUGGCUGUGUACUUCACAGAGCAGGAGCUGGCCAGCUUGACACUUGACCAGAAGGCUGUGUACAAGGAUGUGGUGCUUGAGAACUUCACACACAUGGCUUUACUGGGUUACCUCGCAAAAGUAAGACAAUAUGUUCAAAUGACCGCCGAAGCAGAGUCAUCCAGGGUGAAGGCCUUUCUCUGAGUCAGCUGUGCUGGAAGACGGGUAAAGGAGGCGAGGUCAGAGCCAUGGCACUGCUGCCAAGUGAAGUGUUUUCUGUAGCCAGGCGUAUUUCCAGCCAAGUAGAUACAUUAUUGCUCUUAGUUCAUUAAAGUUGUGCAUUAUAAUGUACAAAGCAGACACUUGAGUCCUCUUUAAACAGCUUGAUGAAGAUAGAAUUCACAAACCAUACACUUACUUAAAGUGAAACAAAAAAUAUUUUUUCAGCAGGCAAAGAAAGAUUAUACGGGGGUAGAAACGGGCUUUCAGGAUUAGUCAGCGAGCUGCAGAAUGUGACAUCUAGCUCAUUUCAAGUUUGGGCUGGAGUCCAGAGAAAAAGAAGUUCCUUUGACCAAAUGGUGUGAAUACUGACACAGAAUUCCACAAAUUGAUCUUAAGACUCUGAAGCUAAGCUUUUCCAGAGGAAUACUCAGAAUUGAAGGUAGCACUGGAUGCUACGGUCUCUUAACAAAGUUUGGAUUAACUGAGAAGUCAAGGGCUGUGACAAAAUUCUGAGCUAGCCCUCGUCUCCUUCUGUGUGUUCUUUAUAAAGUAUUAUUCUGCAGAAUCCGUUUGACUGGCUGCUGUUGUUCAGAGUGUCGUAUCCCCAAGUCCAGCUCUGCUCCUUCCCUCCGGUUCUGACACAGUUGGGAGUUAGGUGUAGUUAUAUCUCUUUCCCAGCUUACUUGGUAAGUUGAGGCAGGAGGAUUAUUUGAACUCACUUGUUUAAGACCAGUCUAGACAAUGUAACCACCCCCACACCCUUGGUCAAAAAAAGCCCCCCCCCCCACCAAAAAAAAACCAAAAUAAAACAAAACAAAAAAAACUUUUGAACUAAGUUUAAAAUUUAAAAAAAAGCAGAACAAAAAGUUAAAAUCACAGGACAGUGAAGUACCACCCAAUGCCGUGGACACCGGGAGCUGUACACCCUUGGGCCUAAGGGUGGACACCACUACAAAGAAAUAUGUGAAGGAAAGCAGGCAAGUUAUUAAAACAGCCCACUCUUGAGAGGGGGACUGGAGAGGUGGUGGCAGUGGCAGGAAUUGCCCCCUGGGCAUUGGGGGAUGUGGCAGUUCCAGUUUCCUGCCCUCAUGGAGCUUGGAGUUGCUGAAGACAUUCAGACAGGCAGUAGCGAUAAGCAGGGUUGACUCAGUGCCAAAAAAGACUGACUUGAGUGAGAUUCGGCUUUCAGCACUUCUUACUGGACGCCUGUGCAUGAGAGACACUGGAGAGGCUGGCGCAGGCAGGGUGGGCACCACUGUGAUCAAAAGCAUGGUGGAGAGAAGGCAGAGAAAGAAAUGGAUCCGUUGGAGCCCAUGAAGAGAGGAUGAACAGGCAAAAUGCGAGAGUGGAGAGAAGCAGCCUGAUGUGAGCAGCCAGCGCUACCUGAGGCCGUGGAAAUGGCUGGGCCUGUGCUGCCUCAAGGGCCAUGUUUGUUUGGGUCCCUGCCCUGCAGUAGCAAGGGCCUGGGUCAAUGUCUGGGACCAUCAUAGCUUCAUACCUACUCUGGGUUGCCAUCCAGGGCCAUGUUGAUGUCCAAGGACUACACAGGGUUGCCCCUUGGCCCCCAGCAUGCCUGGGCAUCGUGGAAGAGCUGGUCCUACCCCUUGUUGACUGCAGCACUCGGGAGAGAUGCCCUGCACCUUGCCUGGGCAGCAUGGUAGUGCUGGCCCUGGUGGUGUGGGCACAGAAGAGCUGACCCCACCCCAGCCCAUGGGAGAGCUGGCCUUGGUGGUAUGAAUGCAGGAGAACUGGCUGAUGACCAACUCAACAACCACCCAGGCCCAGAUCGAGGGCUUUGAGUUGAUCCACCCCAACUCUACCCAUCUAAGAACUGCUGGAUCAUGUGAAGGGGCCUGCCCUACAGAACUGAGGCUGCAGGAUCUCCACGACACAGGGAAGCAACAGGAUAUCUGAGAGGAGUCUCAGUGAGGAUCCAAUAUUGAUGGUGUAGUGGAAACCAGAAACGACUCAGUGGAACGAAUGAACAUUUGCAAGCAAAGCCGUUUGGGCAAAACCAAGACACCACGGUUUCCACGGCGACAAUUCUUUUUCAUCUUUUAUUUUUCAUUGUUCAUUGCAGAGGAGAUCGCAAGAGUAGAGGACAGAUAGAGAGGGGUGGGGAGAUGAGUGGCA